AUGGCUGAAGUCAACACGACUGGUUCUCCCGUAGUUGAUUUUGCGGACGGAAACGCUACGGUUGCGGUUAAUGCCACCAUGUUGGCAGAAACCGUGGCCAUGAGCAGCCUUGUCGUUUUACUGACCGUUUUCGGCAUCCCCGGGAAUGCGGUCAUUGUCAUCUCCAUGGUGAUAAACCCGAAGCUUCAGACCGUGGCCAACGUUUUCGUGCUGAACAUUGCGGCGGCGGAUCUGUCGGUGAUCCUGCUUCUGUUGUGCUGUGUGCCAGCUCUAGGGUACGGACACUGGCCGACAGCCUUAGGUUCUGUGGGCUGCAGUAUAUACGGGUUCCUGUUCACAGCCUGCUGUAUCGCCUCUACCUACAGCCUGGCAGCCACCGCGCUGAACAGAUGGUGCCUCAUCGUUUACCCAUCCAGAUACCACAAGACAUUCACCAUGCGAAGAAGUGUGGCCAUCCUGGCAGGACUGUGGGUACUGGCUGUAGUACUUUCCAUUCCUCUAGUGGCUGGUUGGGGUGCCAUCAAGUACAAGCCUGAGAUCUUCAUGUGCACGUUUGACUCCAAGGGCGCCGUCCCGUACACCAUCUUCAUCGUGGUGGCCGGUACCAUCAUCCCGCUCGCCGUCACCGCCAAGUGCUACAUCCAGCUGUUCUGGACAGCCGACAAGCAGCGUCUCGGCAAGAAGCUGCUUGCCGCUCUGAUCGUCUUCGUGACCUGCUGGGGACCGUACGCGGUCGGUAUGCUGGUGGCGACGUACCGGCACGUGGAGGGGUGGGUCCACGUGGUCACGGUGUGGCUGGCGCUGGUCGAGAGCGGGCUGAACGCCGUCAUCUACGGGUUCAUGAACUCGCAGCUUCAAGCCGCGUACAAGGAGAUGUUCACAAGGUGGAAAGCCAUUAGAAAAGAGAAGGCCUCGAGUCCUGAACCUACUCCUGUGUGA
Branchiostoma belcheri (Belcher's lancelet) is the source of this 939-nucleotide messenger RNA. Its product is annotated as melatonin receptor type 1C-like. Gene Ontology annotation, molecular function: G protein-coupled receptor activity. The coding region runs from base 1 to 939 and encodes 312 amino acids. Gene Ontology annotation, cellular component: membrane. Gene Ontology annotation, biological process: G protein-coupled receptor signaling pathway. The transcript is spliced from 5 exons. Lineage: Eukaryota; Metazoa; Chordata; Leptocardii; Amphioxiformes; Branchiostomatidae. The record is from RefSeq and is a predicted model, not a curated record.